AACAAGGCGAGGGAGCGCGGCGGGGCUGAGCCGGGCAGAGCAUCCUCCGCCGCGGCAGGACGAAGCGGCCCUCCGGGCAGGAGCGAAGUUUGCGACUGGAGUUGCAGUGGAUGCAUGCUGAUAGCAUGAUGGAAGAGACAGAAAAAUUUUCCUCUCUGAAUUCCCUGGCUAAAUACUAUCCUGUUAAGGAAGCUGACAAAACUGAUCAAAGUGGCAAAGCCCAAAGGAAUGACGGAAACCAAGGAACGAUGCAACUGAAAAAAGAAAUCUCUCUUAUUAAUGGGAUCAGCUUAAUAGUAGGAAACAUGAUUGGUUCAGGUAUCUUUGUUUCCCCCAAAGGAGUACUUAACCACAGUGCAUCAUAUGGAUUGUCACUAGUGAUUUGGGCAAUUGGGGGCAUUUUUUCAGUCAUUGGAGCUCUCUGCUAUGCUGAACUUGGAACCACUAUCACUAAGUCAGGGGCCAGUUAUGCAUAUAUCUUGGAGGCCUUUGGAAGCUUCAUUGCCUUUAUACGCCUGUGGACUUCGCUGCUGAUAAUUGAGCCAACCAGUCAGGCAAUUAUUGCAAUAACUUUUGCCAACUACAUAGUGCAACCAGUCUUCCCUUCUUGUCAACCUCCGUAUGUUGCUUGUCGACUUAUUGCAGCUGCAUGUAUAUGUCUUCUAACCUUUAUAAAUUGUGCCUAUGUUAAGUGGGGAACCAGGGUUCAGGAUGCUUUCACCUAUGCCAAAGUCACUGCCCUUAUUGUGAUCAUCGUAACAGGAGUUGUUAAACUAUCCCAGGGAUACUCGCAACACUUUCAGGACUCUUUUGAGGGAUCGUCUUGGAACCUUGGGGGCAUUUCUCUUGCACUUUACUCUGCCUUGUUCUCAUACUCAGGUUGGGACACGCUUAAUUUUGUAACUGAAGAAAUAAAAAAUCCCGAAAGGAACCUGCCACUGGCGAUUGCAGUUUCUAUGCCAAUUGUGACAGUUAUCUACAUUUUGACCAAUGUAGCUUACUACACGGUGCUGGAUAUUAAUGCUAUACUUUCUAGUGAUGCAGUGGCAGUGACAUUUGCUGAGCAAGUGUUUGGAGUGUUCAGUUGGAUCAUCCCAAUUGCUGUUGCCUUCUCUUGUUUUGGUGGACUCAAUGCUUCUAUUUUAGCAUCAUCUAGGCUGUUCUUUGUCGGAUCCAGGGAAGGUCACCUUCCUGACCUCCUGUCAAUGAUCCAUAUAGGAAGGUUUACACCAGUACCUGCACUUCUCUUCAAUUGUUCUAUGAGCCUCAUAUACUUGAUUGUAGAAGAUGUCUUCCAGCUGAUUAACUACUUCAGCUUCAGCUAUUGGUUUUUCGUGGGACUAUCAAUUGCCGGGCAGCUCUACCUCCGUUGGAAGGAACCAGAUCGGCAUAGGCCACUCAAGUUGAGCCUGUUUUUCCCAAUAUUCUUCUGCAUAUGCUCAAUAUUUCUGGUGGUUGUGCCGCUCUACAGCGACACGAUUAAUUCCCUGAUCGGCGUUGGCAUUGCUCUCUCUGGGAUUCCGGUGUACUUCAUGGGAGUUUCCCUGCCUGUUUCCAAAAGACCUCCCUUUAUCAGCAAAAUUUUAGGCGCUCUCACCCGAGCCAGUCAGCUGCUUUGUUACUGCGUCCUGACAGAAAUGGAUACUUCUGAAGAAACUCUAGAGACCAAGUCUCAAUAGUGAUGCAAGGGACUAGAACACAAAACAAGCCAUGGGAGAGAGAGACCACGCCAUCCCUGCAGUGAGGGCACACAGGAAACGAGACUGGAAUCAAGAAGAGUCCUCCUUUUUUUUUUCCCGACCAUGGGUUCUUGCCCAGAUCAUACUGUGUCAUGAUCUAGGGUUGGGAUUUUGAGUGUGGGCUUUUGUUUUUUGUAAACUGUGUUUGAAAGGCCAGCCUCCUCAGGCAUAGAACUCAUCCUGAAAAAUAAGAAAUGUUUCUUUGACAGCAAACUGAGCAUCUGAAUCAAAGAGUUCAAACAUUUGGUUAACUUGAAUUCUGAGCAGCAUAGCAGCAACUUUUUUUAUUGUUUUUUUUUGCCCGUUCCAAACGAGUUUAAAAGGCACCAACGCGAGGUAGAUUUUGACUAGAGACCUCUGUGGACUGAUGUCUGUGGCAAUCUGAUCCAUCACAGGUGUUGAAUUUGGCAUAGAAUUUUGCCUUUGAUCACUGCUGGGAAUUCUUAUCUGCAGGCAGAGGAUACUUUUGUGACAUACCUAUGGACUGUGGAACUUGUGGCUCUGAAGCUGCUGUUCACACACUUGAACAUGGAAACAGUUUUAUUUUUAUUAGGUACAAUCAAAGUUAAUUUUUUUAUGCUGAAGAAGAGUCUGGCAGGCUUUGCUUGGAUGGUUCAAAUUGGAACCUUUAGAGUAGCAUAUUAGGUCUUUAAACACUUCAAAAGGCUGAAGAUACCAGAGCAGGGACUGGCUGGUCAGUUUGUGUUCUUUUUUCAACACUAUUUAUUGUAUAGUUAAUAAUGAGUGCUUAUCAGAGACCUUUCCUGUAUUUAAAUACUUUCUUUUUAUAAAGCAAAACAAUUUGGCAAUGCAAGACUGGAAUUCGCCAAGUACCUGAAUACUGUGCAAAAUCUUAUAUGCAGAGGUCACUAAGCCAUUUUUCACACACCUGGCUUCCCUGAGAUGUUUAAUGCAAAAAGGUGAUAAAUGGCUGCACUCCACAAGUGGGGGGGAAAUUCAUCCAGGCCGUGGAAGUAGGCAAGAAGGUCUGUGUGGUCUGUCUCUUGGUGCCAGGUUAUCUUCCUGGGGAGAAAAUGUUAAUUUCUCCCUCUCUCCUCUUACCCCACCCCCCAUGUGUAUCUUGUCAGAUUCAAUGAAAUAAUUUUUAAAAAAUCUUAAGUGCUGAGGUGAAGACCAAAGGUUUUACCAGAAGAAUCUUCCUCCUCCGUGGAUAGCUUUUAUGUGGCCAGUGGAACUGUGUGUGUGUGCGUGCAUUUAAUUAUAUUUUUUCCCAGAAUUAGACAUGGUUGAUCAAAUAUAGUUUAAUUGUAGCUGUGCACCAGCCUUCUAAAAGUGUGAUUAAUAUAGCUGGUGCUUGAAAAAGAAACUUUCCAAAUGUCCUACUUUUGAUUCAGUUGGAGGAACUCUAAAUUUUAUAAACAAGGUUUAUGUUUGUGGCAAGAAGCUGGGACCAUCUUCACUACUUUUUGUUUUUAGCACUUUGAUGUUGUAGCUGGAUUUAUAAUUUAAUCUGUCUAGACAUUAUUCAUUUAUUUUAACAGUGGAAAA
This is a messenger RNA of Eublepharis macularius, 3248 nucleotides long. It is a transcript of the gene SLC7A6, whose product is annotated as solute carrier family 7 member 6. Gene Ontology annotation, cellular component: membrane. Gene Ontology annotation, molecular function: L-amino acid transmembrane transporter activity. Gene Ontology annotation, biological process: amino acid transmembrane transport. The record is from RefSeq and is a predicted model, not a curated record. The transcript is spliced from 10 exons. NCBI's taxonomy places the organism in Eukaryota, Metazoa, Chordata, Lepidosauria, Squamata, Eublepharidae. The coding region runs from base 111 to 1679 and encodes 522 amino acids.